AGUACAAAACAAAAAACACAAUCUCUCUGUCUCUCAACAAAAGUCAAAACUCAACAAAAUCGAAGUUCGCGAUGGCUGAAGAAGACGACUCACCACAAUUCCUAGAGGUCACCUGCCGAACCUCCGGCAAGACACUACGGUUUGCUCCGGGAACCGAUGCCGGAUUUGCGGUGGCUCUGAUAAACCGGAAACUCAAAGGAACGCUUCCAAUAGCAACACAUAUUGAAGCUGUAAAAGAUGGAAAAGAAGAAGAAACAAUUGCUUUUGGAUCAAAUGCUAUUCUUUCCAAUUUUGGUCAUAAUUGGAAGCUUCAAACUGUUCUUUCUUCUGAAGAGCAGAGAAAAGGAAUGGCAAAGGAGACACCAAGACAUGUUGCAGGUGGUAAAAGCAGAGAACCUAACCAAAUAAGCUCAGCAUAUAUUGUUAAAAUAAUUCUAGCUUUUAUUUUGAUUUUUGUACUAGGUGCAAUUUUUACUUUGUUUCUUGAUAAUCUUCCUGAGUUGAUAGUGUUUGUUAAAUCAAUGAUAUAAUACUUUUAUUUAUUUGAUUGUAACUUAUGAUUUGAAUAAAUGGCUUAAAUUGUAUAGCCUUUUGUUUUUUAAUUAAUGGGAAUAUAACUCAAUCUUGUGCACA
Medicago truncatula (barrel medic) is the source of this 633-nucleotide messenger RNA. RefSeq lists its product as uncharacterized. The record is from RefSeq and is a predicted model, not a curated record. The transcript is spliced from 3 exons. Bases 72 to 530 code for a protein of 152 amino acids. NCBI's taxonomy places the organism in Eukaryota, Viridiplantae, Streptophyta, Magnoliopsida, Fabales, Fabaceae.